Messenger RNA from Carassius gibelio (silver crucian carp), 19529 nucleotides. RefSeq names its product AHNAK nucleoprotein (gene ahnak). The coding region runs from base 396 to 19529 and encodes 6377 amino acids. Gene Ontology annotation, cellular component: costamere; nucleus; cytoplasm. Gene Ontology annotation, molecular function: oxidoreductase activity; protein binding. Lineage: Eukaryota; Metazoa; Chordata; Actinopteri; Cypriniformes; Cyprinidae. The record is from RefSeq and is a predicted model, not a curated record. The transcript has 11 exons. Gene Ontology annotation, biological process: regulation of RNA splicing.
AGCCCAAAUUCUGCCAUUCUCCAUAGCCCGGAGUUACAAGCACACUGAGAAAACCCAGCACGAAUGUGAGAGGAAAAGAGAGACAGAGAGAGCAAGUGACAAAGUAACUAAUAAAACCAGAAAAAAAAUAAAUAAAGUGAGGCUUCGCGCCUCGAGAAAGAACAAGAGUAUACACGAGUACGUUCAAGUUUAGUUUAGAAAGCGUGGUGGAAAACUUUUCUGGGCUGUGGCAGAAAGCUGUGGACCGCGGAAGAUGCCAGAGCAAAGGUGUUGAACUUUAACAGAAUAUAGAGGAAGACGGGAGAGAGUUUCAGCAUUAGCCUUGGAAAUUCAGAAAGAACAAGGGCUGACACGGUCCACACUAGGGGACAGGUGAAGAAGUAACACAUUUAGAGAUGGCUGAUGAGCAGGACACAAGGGAAGUGCUUUUCCCACAGUGGACGGGCACUGAUAAGCUUGGUCUCACCAUAGAACAAAAAGGUCAAGGAGAGAUUUUUGUCAAAGAGGUGAAAGAUGAGUCCCCUGCUGCUCAUACUGGAAAAGUAUAUGAAGGUGACCAAAUUGUGGGGGCCACCAUUUACUUUGAUAACAUGAGCUCAGAAGAAACGGCUGAAUUAUUAAAGACUCUAAAUCGACAUAAGGUUGGACUAAAAUUACAAAAUAAGUCUGGAGACAGGUCGCCUUGCCGUUCUCCAAUGGGGACAUUGUCACGGGAAGGACGUGGAGGGUUAGGAGGUUCUAGUUCAGACAUUCUUCUGAGUGGGGAUGACGAAGACUACAAGAGAAUCUACACUAAGAAGAUUAAACCUAGGCUAAAGUCAGAGGAUCUUGCUGAGGGUGUUGAUGUGCGCACAGAACGUCACAGCAGCACAAGCAGUGAUGGUUGCACCAUUACUACAAUCACUCGUCGAAUAACUACCUACACUGUAGACGUGCCUGGGGAGACUAGUCAGCAGAUUGAUCACUCAAGCCCUGAGUUCAAAUUUCAGGUCUUGCAGCAUGAGCAGUCGGAGGGGGAUUCUACUCAAAUUAGAUUACCACAUAGUAGCCUUGUUAGUGGUGCACAUGGAGGUAUACAAAUGGGGGACAUAACUCUUAGCGGUCCCCAUGUCACUGGCUCCACUGUGAAGCACUCUAGCACAGAAUCUGGAAAAGCAACAAGUGAAUUAGAUGGUAGUGGUAAAGAGAUUAUAAUUAAUGUGUCAGACACUGGACUGUCAGGUGGUAGAGGACAGAAGGGGAUAGAACAUUUUGGAAGGACUGAAGCUUCUGCAGGUAGUAGUGAUCUCUCUGGCAGAGUAACCAUGGGGUUAGACAAAGACAUGAGAAAUAUUUCUUCUCCAUUGGAAACUGGUUUUAAAGCUUCAAGUAUGAUGGGAGGAACUGAGGUUCCUACAGUAAAGGGCCCUGUUCUGAAUACUCGUGUUUCAGGUUUUUCCAUUAGUGGAGAUACAGGGGGCAGUAUUGGCAGGGAAUCUUUAUCUGAAGUGCGUAAGGAUGGGUCUGCUGAUAAAACCAAAUUGUCUAAAGUUACCAUAGAUGUGCAAAGGCCCAAGGAAGUUCAAAAUGUGGAAGAGAAUUUUAACAAUCAAAAUCUUAAAGAUAUUAGUCAGAGAGGUUUCAGCAUAACUGGGAAUCAAGAAAUGUCAGCUAGGGUUCAGGAACCUGAUACAGUAGUAUGUCUACCCAAAGCUGAUGUAAAAAUCACACAACCAGAUAUGGAUGUCAGGGGUCUAGAGCUUCACUUCAAAGGACAUGAGCCUACAGUCAAAGAUGUCAAAUUUGAUGCGCCAUCAAUCACUGGUCAAAUUUCUAUGCCAGAUAUAGAUUUAAAUCUCAAAGGACAAAAAAUGAAUGAUGUAAAUCUUGCUAAAGCCAAAAUGGAGAUUAAAGCACCAGAUGUGGAAAUCAAGAGUCCAGAGUUUAAUGUUGAGAAAUCUGAAGUAAGAGUCAGAUAUCCCGAAAUCAAGAUACCACCAGUCUCCGGUUCUAGGAUUGCAGUGUCUGACGAGAACUUAAAUGUAAAAGGGUCAACAUUGAAUGCACCAGAUGUUGACAUCAAAGCUUCUGAGGUUGAUAUUGGAGGACCUGAGGGAAAAAUCAAGGGCCCCAAAUUCACAAUGCCGUCGAUCUCUGGUCCAAAAAUUUCUAUGCCAGACGUUGACUUAAAUCUGAAAGGUCCUAAACUGAAAGGCGAUGUUGACGUGUCCUUUCCAAAAGUGGAAGGAGAUAUUAAAGCACCAAAAGUUGAAAUUAAAGGCCCAGAAAUGGAAGUAUCUGAGGAUGGAUUUAAGAUACCAAAGAUCAAAAUGCCAUCAUUCGGAAUGAAGGGUACAAAACUGGAAGGUCCAGAUGUAGAUGUGAAAAUCUCUAAAACUGAUAUUGACAUUAAGGCACCAAAUGUGGACAUCAAAGCUCCAGAGGUUGACAUUGAAGGACCUGAGGGAAAAAUCAAGGGCCCCAAAUUCAAGAUACCAUCAGUCUCUGGUCCAAAUAUUUCUAUGCCAGAUGUCGACUUCAGUCUGAAAGGUCCAAAACUGAAAGGUGAUGUUGACGUGUCUGUUCCCAAAGUGGAAGGAGAUAUUAAAGCACCAAAAGUGGAAAUUGAAGGCCCAGAAAUUGAAGGACCUGAGGGUGGUUUUAAGAUGCCAAAGAUCAAAAUGCCAACAUUUGGAAUGAAGGGUCCAAAACUGGAGGGUCCAGAUCUUGAUGUGAAAAUCCCUAAAGGCGAUAUUGACAUUAAGGCACCAAAUGUGGACAUCAAAGCUCCAGAGGUUGACAUUGAAGGACCUGAGGGAAAAAUCAAGGGCCCCAAAGUCAAGAUACCAUCAGUCUCUGGUCCAAAGAUUUCUAUGCCAGAUGUUGACUUCAAUCUUAAAGGUCCAAAACUUAAAGGUGAUGUUGACGUGUCUGUGCCCAAAGUGGAAGGAGACAUUAAAGCACCAAAAGUGGAAAUUGAAGGCCCAGAAAUUGAAGGACCUGACGGUGGUUUUAAGAUGCCAAAGAUCAAAAUGCCAACAUUUGGAAUGAAGGUUCCAAAACUGGAGGGUCCAGAUGUUGAUGUGAAAAUCCCUAAAGGCGAUAUUGACAUUAAGGCACCAAAUGUGGACAUCAAAGCUCCAGAGGUUGACAUUGAAGGACCUGAGGGAAAAAUCAAGGGCCCCAAAGUCAAGAUACCAUCAGUCUCUGGUCCAAAGAUUUCUAUGCCAGAUGUUGACUUCAAUCUGAAAGGUCCAAAACUUAAAGGUGAUGUUGACGUGUCUGUGCCCAAAGUGGAAGGAGAUAUUAAAGCACCAAAAGUGGAAAUUGAAGGCCCAGAAAUUGAAGGACCUGAGGGUGGUUUUAAGAUGCCAAAGAUCAAAAUGCCAACAUUUGGAAUGAAGGGUCCAAAACUGGAGGGUCCAGAUGUUGAUGUGAAAAUCUCUAAAACUGAUAUUGACAUUAAGGCACCAAAUGUGGACAUCAAAGCUCCAGAGGUUGACAUUGAAGGACCUGAGGGAAAAAUCAAGGGCCCCAAAUUCAAGAUACCAUCUGUCUCUGGUCCAAAGAUUUCUAUGCCAGAUGUCGACUUCAAUCUGAAAGGUCCAAAACUGAAAGGUGAUGUUGACGUGUCCGUUCCCAAAGUGGAAGGAGAUAUUAAAGCACAAAAAGUGGAAAUUGAAGGCCCAGAAAUUGAAGGACCUGAGGGUGGUUUUAAGAUGCCAAAGAUCAAAAUGCCAACAUUUGGAAUGAAGGGUCCAAAACUGGAGGGUCCAGAUGUUGAUGUGAAAAUCCCUAAAGGCAAUAUUGACAUUAAGGCACCAAAUGUGGACAUCAAAGCUCCAGAGGUUGACAUUGAAGGACCUGAGGGAAAAAUCAAGGGCCCCAAAGUCAAGAUACCAUCAGUCUCUGGUCCAAAGAUUUCUAUGCCAGAUGUUGACUUCAAUCUGAAAGGUCCAAAACUUAAAGGUGAUGUUGACGUGUCUGUGCCCAAAGUGGAAGGAGAUAUUAAAGCACCAAAAGUGGAAAUUGAAGGCCCAGAAAUUAAAGGACCUGAGGGUGGUUUUAAGAUGCCAAAGAUCAAAAUGCCAACAUUUGGAAUGAAGGGUCCAAAACUGGAGGGUCCAGAUGUUGAUGUGAAAAUCCCUAAAACUGAUAUUGACAUUAAUGCACCAAAUGUGGACAUCAAAGCUCCAGAGGUUGACAUUGAAGGACCUGAGGGAAAAAUCAAGGGCCCCAAAGUCAAGAUACCAUCAGUCUCUGGUCCAAAGAUUUCUAUGCCAGAUGUUGACUUCAAUCUGAAAGGUCCAAAACUUAAAGGUGAUGUUGACGUGUCUGUGCCCAAAGUGGAAGGAGAUAUUAAAGCACCAAAAGUGGAAAUUGAAGGCCCAGAUAUUGAAGGACCUGAGGGUGGUUUUAAGAUGCCAAAGAUCAAAAUGCCAACAUUUGGAAUGAAGGGUCCAAAACUGGAGGGUCCAGAUGUUGAUGUGAAAAUCCCUAAAACUGAUAUUGACAUUAAGGCACCAGAUGUGGACAUCAAAGCCCCAGAGGUGGACCUUGAAGGACCUGAGGGAAAAAUCAAGGGCCCCAAAUUCAAGAUUCCAUCUGUCUCUGGUCCAAAAAUUUCUAUGCCAGAUGUUGACUUCAAUCUGAAAGGUCCAAAACUGAAAGGUGAUGUUGACGUGUCUGUUCCCAAAGUGGAAGGAGAUAUUAAAGCACGAAAAGUGGAAAUUGAAGGCCCAGAAAUUGAAGGACCUGAGGGUGGUUUUAAGAUGCCAAAGAUCAAAAUGCCAUCAUUCGGAAUGAAGGGUCCAAAACUGGAGGGUCCAGAUGUUGAUGUGAAAAUCCCUAAAGGCGAUAUUGACAUUAAGGCACCAAAUGUGGACAUCAAAGCUCCAGAGGUUGACAUUGAAGGACCUGAGGGAAAAAUCAAGGGCCCCAAAUUCAAGAUGCCGUCGAUCUCUGCUCCAAAGAUUUCUAUGCCAGAUGUUGACUUCAAUCUGAAAGGUCCAAAACUGAAAGGUGAUGUUGACAUUUCCGUUCCCAAAGUGGAAGGAGAUAUUAAAGCACCAAAAGUGGAAAUUGAAGGCCCAGAAAUUGAAGGACCUGAGGGUGGUUUUAAGAUGCCAAAGAUCAAAAUGCCUUCAUUCGGAAUGAAGGGUCCAAAACUGGAGGGUCCAGAUGUUGAUGUAAAAAUCCCUAAAACUGAUAUUGACAUUAAGGCACCAGAUGUGGACAUCAAAGCUCCAGAGGUGGACCUUGAAGGACCUGAGGGAAAAAUCAAGGGCCCCAAAUUCAAGAUUCCAUCUGUCUCUGGUCCAAAGAUUUCUAUGCCAGAUGUGGACUUUAAUCUGAAAGGUCCAAAACUGAAAGGUGAUGUUGACAUGUCCAUUCCCAAAGUGGAAGGUGAUAUUAAAACACCAAAAGUUGAAAUUGAAGGCCCUGAAAUUGAAGGACCUGAGGGUGGUUUUAAGAUGCCAAAGAUUAAAAUGCCAUCAUUCGGAAUGAAGGGUCCAAAACUGGAGGGUCCAGAUGUUGAUGUGAAAAUCCCUAAACCUAAUAUUGACAUUAAGGCACCAGAUGUAGACAUCAAAGCUCCAGAGGUUGAUAUUGAAGGACCUGAGGGAAAAAUCAAGGGCCCCAAAUUCAAGAUGCCAUCGAUCUCUGGCCCAAAUAUAUCUAUGCCAGAUGUUGACUUCAACUUGAAAGGUCCAAAACUGAAAGGUGAUGUUGACAUGUCUGCUCCAAAAGUGGCAGGAGAUAUUAAAGGUCCAGAUGUUGAUGUGAAAAUCCCUAAAGCCGAUAUUGAUAUUAAGGCACCAGAUGUGGACAUCAAAGCUCUGGAGGUAGACCUUGAAGGACCUGAGGGAAAAAUCAAGGGCCCCAAAUUCAAGAUGCCGUCGAUCUCUGCUCCAAAGAUUUCUAUGCCAGAUGUUGACUUCAAUCUGAAAGGUCCAAAACUGAAAGGUGAUGUUGACGUGUCCAUUCCCAAAGUGGAAGGAGAUAUUAAAGCACCAAAAGUGGAAAUUGAAGGCCCAGAAAUUGAAGGACCUGAGGGUGGUUUUAAGAUGCCAAAGAUCAAAAUGCCAUCAUUCGGAAUGAAGGGUCCAAAACUGGAGGGUCCAGAUGUUGAUGUGAAAAUCCCUAAAGCCGAUAUUGACAUUAAGGCACCAGAUGUGGACAUCAAAGCUCCAGAGGUUGAUAUUGAAGGACCUGAGGGAAAAAUCAAGGUCCCCAAAUUCAAGAUGCCAUCGAUCUCUGGCCCAAAUAUAUCUAUGCCAGAUGUUGACUUCAACUUGAAAGGUCCAAAACUGAAAGGUGAUGUUGACAUGUCUGCUCCAAAAGUGAAAGGAGAUAUUAAAGCACCAAAAGUGGAAAUUGAAGGCCCAGACAUUGAAGGACCUGAGGCUCUGGAGGUAGACCUUGAAGGACCUGAGGGAAAAAUCAAGGGCCCCAAAUUCAAGAUGCCGUCGAUCUCUGCUCCAAAGAUUUCUAUGCCAGAUGUUGACUUCAAUCUGAAAGGUCCAAAACUGAAAGGUGAUGUUGACGUGUCCAUUCCCAAAGUGGAAGGAGAUAUUAAAGCACCAAAAGUGGAAAUUGAAGGCCCAGAAAUUGAAGGACCUGAGGGUGGUUUUAAGAUGCCAAAGAUCAAAAUGCCAUCAUUCGGAAUGAAGGGUCCAAAACUGGAGGGUCCAGAUGUUGAUGUGAAAAUCCCUAAAGCCGAUAUUGACAUUAAGGCACCAGAUGUGGACAUCAAAGCUCCAGAGUUUGACAUUGAAAGACCUGAAGGAAAAAUCAAAGGCUCCAAAUUCAAGAUGCCAUCAAUCUCUGGCCCAAAUAUUUCUAUGCCAGACAUUGACUUCAAUCUGAAAGGUCCAAAACUGAAAGGUGAUGUUGACGUGUCCAUUCCCAAAGUGGCAGGAGAUAUUAAAGCACCAAAAGUGGAAAUUGAAGGCCCUGAAAUUGAAGGACCUGAGGGUGGUUUUAAGAUGCCAAAGAUCAAAAUGCCAUCAUUCGGAAUGAAGGGUCCAAAACUGGAGGGUCCAGAUGUUGAUGUGAAAAUCCCUAAAGCCGAUAUUGACAUUAAGGCACCAGAUGUGGACAUCAAAGCUCCAGAGGUUGACAUUGAAGGACCUGAGGGAAAAAUCAAGGGCCCCAAAUUCAAGAUGCCAUCGAUCUCUGGCCCAAAUAUAUCUAUGCCAGAUGUUGACUUCAACUUGAAAGGUCCAAAACUGAAAGGUGAUGUUGACAUGUCUGCUCCAAAAGUGAAAGGAGAUAUUAAAGCACCAAAAGUGGAAAUUGAAGCUCCAGAGGUUGACAUUGAAGGACCUGAGGGAAAAAUCAAGGGCCCCAAAUUCAAGAUGCCAUCGAUCUCUGGCCCAAAUAUAUCUAUGCCAGAUGUUGACUUCAACUUGAAAGGUCCAAAACUGAAAGGUGAUGUUGACAUGUCUGCUCCAAAAGUGAAAGGAGAUAUUAAAGCACCAAAAGUGGAAAUUGAAGGCCCAGAAAUUGAAGGACCUGAGGGUGGUUUUAAGAUGCCAAAGUUCAAAAUGCCAUCAUUUGGAAUGAAGGGUCCAAAACUAGAGGGUCCAGAUGUUGAUGUGAAAAUUCCUAAAGCCGAUAUUGACAUUAAGGCACCAGAUGUGGACAUCAAAGCUCCAGAGGUUGACAUUGAAGGACCUGAGGGAAAAAUCAAGGGCCCCAAAUUCAAGAUGCCAUCGAUCUCUGGCCCAAAUGUUUCUAUGCCAGACAUUGACUUCAAUCUGAAAGGUCCAAAACUGAAAGGUGAUGUUGACAUGUCUGCUCCAAAAGUGGCAGGAGAUAUUAAAGCACCAAAAGUGGAAAUUGAAGGCCCAGAAUUGGAAGGUCCUGAGGGUGGUUUUAAGAUGCCUAAGAUCAAAAUGCCAUCAUUCGGAAUGAAGGGUCCAAAAUUGGAGGGUCCAGAUGUUGAUGUGAAAAUCCCUAAACCUGAUAUUGACAUUAAAGCACCAGAUGUGGACAUCAAAGCUCCAGAGGUUGACAUUGAAGGACCUGAGGGAAAAAUCAAGGGCCCCAAAUUCAAGAUGCCAUCGAUCUCUGGCCCAAAUAUAUCUAUGCCAGAUGUUGACUUCAACUUGAAAGGUCCAAAACUGAAAGGUGAUGUUGACAUGUCUGCUCCAAAAGUGAAAGGAGAUAUUAAAGCACCAAAAGUGGAAAUUGAAGGCCCAGAAAUUGAAGGACCUGAGGGUGGUUUUAAGAUGCCAAAGUUCAAAAUGCCAUCAUUUGGAAUGAAGGGUCCAAAACUAGAGGGUCCAGAUGUUGAUGUGAAAAUUCCUAAAGCCGAUAUUGACAUUAAGGCACCAAAUGUGGACAUCAAAGCUCCAGAGGUUGACAUUGAAGGACCUGAGGGAAAAAUCAAGGGCCCCAAAUUCAAGAUGCCAUCGAUCUCUGGCCCAAAUGUUUCUAUGCCAGACAUUGACUUCAAUCUGAAAGGUCCAAAACUGAAAGGUGAUGUUGACAUGUCUGCUCCAAAAGUGGCAGGAGAUAUUAAAGCACCAAAAGUGGAAAUUGAAGGCCCAGAAUUGGAAGGACCUGAGGGUGGUUUUAAGAUGCCUAAGAUCAAAAUGCCAUCAUUCGGAAUGAAGGGUCCAAAAUUGGAGGGUCCAGAUGUUGAUGUGAAAAUCCCUAAACCUGAUAUUGACAUUAAAGCACCAGAUGUGGACAUCAAAGCUCCAGAGGUUGACAUUGAAGGACCUGAGGGAAAAAUCAAGGGCCCCAAAUUCAAGAUGCCAUCGAUCUCUGGCCCAAAUAUAUCUAUGCCAGAUGUUGACUUCAACUUGAAAGGUCCAAAACUGAAAGGUGAUGUUGACAUGUCUGCUCCAAAAGUGAAAGGAGAUAUUAAAGCACCAAAAGUGGAAAUUGAAGGCCCAGAAAUUGAAGGACCUGAGGGUGGUUUUAAGAUGCCAAAGUUCAAAAUGCCAUCAUUUGGAAUGAAGGGUCCAAAACUAGAGGGUCCAGAUGUUGAUGUGAAAAUUCCUAAAGCCGAUAUUGACAUUAAGGCACCAAAUGUGGACAUCAAAGCUCCAGAGGUUGACAUUGAAGGACCUGAGGGAAAAAUCAAGGGCCCCAAAUUCAAGAUGCCAUCGAUCUCUGGCCCAAAUGUUUCUAUGCCAGACAUUGACUUCAAUCUGAAAGGUCCAAAACUGAAAAGUGAUAUUAAAACACCAAAAGUGGAAAUUGAAGGCCCAGAAUUUGAAGGACCUGAGGGUGGUUUUAAGAUGCCUAAGAUCAAAAUGCCAUCAUUCGGAAUGAAGGGUCCAAAAUUGGAGGGUCCAGAUGUUGAUGUGAAAAUCCCUAAAGCCGAUAUUGACUUUAAGGCACCAGAUGUGGACAUCAAAGCUCCAGAGGUUGACAUUGAAGGACCUGAGGGAAAAAUCAAGGGCCCCAAAUUCAAGAUGCCAUCGAUCUCUGGCCCAAAUAUCUCUAUGCCAGAUGUUGACUUCAACUUGAAAGGUCCAAAACUGAAAGGUGAUGUUGACAUGUCUGCUCCAAAAGUGAAAGGAGAUAUUAAAGCACCAAAAGUGGAAAUUGAAGGCCCAGAAAUUGAAGGACCUGAGGGUGGUUUUAAGAUGCCAAAGUUCAAAAUGCCAUCAUUUGGAAUGAAGGGUCCAAAACUAGAGGGUCCAGAUGUUGAUGUGAAAAUCCCUAAAGCCGAUAUUGACAUUAAGGCACCAGAUGUGGACAUCAAAGCUCCAGAGGUUGACAUUGAAGGACCUGAGGGAAAAAUCAAGGGCCCCAAAUUCAAGAUGCCAUCGAUCUCUGGCCCAAAUAUAUCUAUGCCAGAUGUUGACUUCAACUUGAAAGGUCCAAAACUGAAAGGUGAUGUUGACAUGUCUGCUCCAAAAGUGAAAGGAGAUAUUAAAACACCAAAAGUGGAAAUUGAAGGCCCAGAAUUUGAAGGACCUGAGGGUGGUUUUAAGAUGCCUAAGAUCAAAAUGCCAUCAUUCGGAAUGAAGGGUCCAAAAUUGGAGGGUCCAGAUGUUGAUGUGAAAAUCCCUAAAGCCGAUAUUGACAUUAAGGCACCAGAUGUGGACAUCAAAGCUCCAGAGGUUGACAUUGAAGGACCUGAGGGAAAAAUCAAGGGCCCCAAAUUCAAGAUGCCAUCGAUCUCUGGCCCAAAUAUCUCUAUGCCAGAUGUUGACUUCAACUUGAAAGGUCCAAAACUUAAAGGUGAUGUUGACAUGUCUGCUCCAAAAGUGAAAGGAGAUAUUAAAGCACCAAAAGUGGAAAUUAAGGCACCAGAUGUGGACAUCAAAGCUCCAGAGGUUGACAUUGAAGGACCUGAGGGAAAAAUCAAGGGUCCCAAAUUCAAGAUGCCAUCGAUCUCUGGCCCAAAUAUAUCUAUGCCAGAUGUUGACUUCAACUUGAAAGGUCCAAAACUGAAAGGUGAUGUUGACAUGUCUGCUCCAAAAGUGAAAGGAGAUAUUAAAACACCAAAAGUGGAAAUUGAAGGCCCAGAAUUUGAAGGACCUGAGGGUGGUUUUAAGAUGCCUAAGAUUAAAAUGCCAUCAUUCGGAAUGAAGGGUCCAAAAUUGGAGGGUCCAGAUGUUGAUGUGAAAUUCCCUAAACCUGAUAUUGACAUUAAGGCACCAGAUGUGGACAUCAAAGCUCCAGAGGUUGAUAUUGAAGGACCUGAAGGAAAAAUCAAGGGCCCCAAAUUCAAGAUGCCAUCGAUCUCUGGCCCAAAUAUAUCUAUGCCAGAUGUUGACUUCAACUUGAAAGGUCCAAAACUGAAAGGUGAUGUUGACAUGUCUGCUCCAAAAGUGAAAGGAGAUAUUAAAGCACCAAAAGUGGAAAUUGAAGGCCCAGAAAUUGAAGGACCUGAGGGUGGUUUUAAGAUGCCAAAGUUCAAAAUGCCAUCAUUUGGAAUGAAGGGUCCAAAACUAGAGGGUCCAGAUGUUGAUGUGAAAAUCCCUAAAGCCGAUAUUGACAUUAAGGCACCAGAUGUGGACAUCAAAGCUCCAGAGGUUGACAUUGAAGGACCUGAGGGAAAAAUCAAGGGCCCCAAAUUCAAGAUGCCAUCGAUCUCUGGCCCAAAUAUAUCUAUGCCAGAUGUUGACUUCAACUUGAAAGGUCCAAAACUGAAAGGUGAUGUUGACAUGUCUGCUCCAAAAGUGAAAGGAGAUAUUAAAGCACCAAAAGUGGAAAUUGAAGGCCCAGAAAUUGAAGGACCUGAGGGUGGUUUUAAGAUGCCAAAGUUCAAAAUGCCAUCAUUUGGAAUGAAGGGUCCAAAACUAGAGGGUCCAGAUGUUGAUGUGAAAAUCCCUAAAGCCGAUAUUGACAUUAAGGCACCAGAUGUGGACAUCAAAGCUCCAGAGAUUGACAUUGAAGGACCUGAGGGAAAAAUCAAGGGCCCCAAAUUCAAGAUGCCAUCGAUCUCUGGCCCAAAUAUUUCAAUGCCAGACAUUGACUUCAAUCUGAAAGGUCCAAAACUGAAAGGUGAUGUUGACAUGUCUGCUCCAAAAGUGGCAGGAGAUAUUAAAGGUCCAGAUGUUGAUGUGAAAAUCCCUAAAGCCGAUAUUGACAUUAAGGCACCAGAUGUGGACAUCAAAGCUCCAGAGGUUGACAUUGAAGGACCUGAGGGAAAAAUCAAGGGCCCCAAAUUCAAGAUGCCAUCGAUCUCUGGCCCAAAUAUCUCUAUGCCAGAUGUUGACUUCAACUUGAAAGGUCCAAAACUGAAAGGUGAUGUUGACAUGUCUGCUCCAAAAGUGAAAGGAGAUAUUAAAGCACCAAAAGUGGAAAUUGAAGGCCCAGAAAUUGAAGGACCUGAGGGUGGUUUUAAGAUGCCAAAGUUCAAAAUGCCAUCAUUUGGAAUGAAGGGUCCAAAACUAGAGGGUCCAGAUGUUGAUGUGAAAAUCCCUAAAGCCGAUAUUGACAUUAAGGCACCAGAUGUGGACAUCAAAGCUCCAGAGGUUGACAUUGAAGGACCUGAGGGAAAAAUCAAGGGCCCCAAAUUCAAGAUGCCAUCGAUCUCUGGCCCAAAUAUAUCUAUGCCAGAUGUUGACUUCAACUUGAAAGGUCCAAAACUGAAAGGUGAUGUUGACAUGUCUGCUCCAAAAGUGAAAGGAGAUAUUAAAGCACCAAAAGUGGAAAUUGAAGGCCCAGAAUUUGAAGGACCUGAGGGUGGUUUUAAGAUGCCUAAGAUCAAAAUGCCAUCAUUUGGAAUGAAGGGUCCAAAAUUGGAGGGUCCAGAUGUUGAUGUGAAAAUCCCUGAAGCCAAUAUUGACAUUAAGGCACCAGAUGUGGACAUCAAAGCUCCAGAGGUUGACAUUGAAGGACCUGAGGGAAAAAUCAAGGGCCCCAAAUUCAAGAUGCCAUCGCUCUCUGGCCCAAAUAUAUCUAUGCCAGAUGUUGACUUCAACUUGAAAGGUCCAAAACUGAAAGGUGAUGUUGACAUGUCUGCUCCAAAAGUGAAAGGAGAUAUUAAAGCACCAAAAGUGGAAAUUGAAGGCCCAGAAUUGGAAGGACCUGAGGGUGGUUUUAAGAUGCCAAAGUUCAAAAUGCCAUCAUUUGGAAUGAAGAGUCCAAAACUAGAGGCUCCAGAUGUUGAUGUGAAAAUCCCUAAAGCCGAUAUUGACAUUAAGGCACCAGAUGUGGACAUCAAAGCUCCAGAGGUUGACAUUGAAGGACCUGAGGGAAAAAUCAAGGGCCCCAAAUUCAAGAUGCCAUCGCUCUCUGGCCCAAAUAUAUCUAUGCCAGAUGUUGACUUCAACUUGAAAGGUCCAAAACUGAAAGGUGAUGUUGACAUGUCUGCUCCAAAAGUGAAAGGAGAUAUUAAAGCACCAAACGUGGAAAUUGAAGGCCCAGAAAUUGAAGGACCUGAGGGUGGUUUUAAGAUGCCAAAGUUCAAAAUGCCAUCAUUUGGAAUGAAGGGUCCAAAACUAGAGGGUCCAGAUGUUGAUGUGAAAAUCCCUAAAGCCGAUAUCGACAUUAAGGCACCAGAUGUGGACAUCAAAGCUCCAGAGAUUGACAUUGAAGGACCUGAGGGAAAAAUCAAGGGCCCCAAAUUCAAGAUGCCAUCGAUCUCUGGCCCAAAUAUUUCUAUGCCAGACAUUGACUUCAAUCUGAAAAGUCCAAAACUGAAAGGUGAUGUUGACAUGUCUGCUCCAAAAGUGGCAGGAGAUAUUAAAGCACCAAAAGUGGAAAUUGAAGGCCCAGAAAUUGAAGGACCUGAGGGUGGUUUUAAGAUGCCAAAGUUCAAAAUGCCAUCAUUUGGAAUGAAGGGUCCAAAACUAGAGGGUCCAGAUGUUGAUGUGAAAAUCCCUAAAGCCGAUAUUGACAUAAAGGCACCAGAUGUGGACAUCAAAGCUCCAGAGGUUGACAUUGAAGGACCUGAGGGAAAAAUCAAGGGCCCCAAAUUCAAGAUGCCAUCGAUCUCUGGCCCAAAUAUUUCUAUGCCAGACAUUGACUUCAAUCUGAAAAGUCCAAAACUGAAAGGUGAUGUUGACAUGUCUGCUCCAAAAGUGAAAGGAGAUAUUAAAGCACCAAAAGUGGAAAUUGAAGGCCCAGAAUUUGAAGGACCUGAUGGUGGUUUUAAGAUGCCAAAGAUCAAAAUGCCAUCAUUCGGAAUGAAGGGUCCAAAAUUGGAGGGUCCAGAUGUUGAUGUGAAAAUCCCUAAAGCCGAUAUUGACAUUAAGGCACCAGAUGUGGACAUCAGAGCUCCAGAGAUUGACAUUGAAGGACCUGAGGGAAAAAUCAAGGGCCCCAAAUUCAAGAUGCCAUCGAUCUCUGGCCCAAAUAUUUCUAUGCCAGACAUUGACUUCAAUCUGAAAAGUCCAAAACUGAAAGGUGAUGUUGACAUGUCUGCUCCAAAAGUGGCAGGAGAUAUUAAAGCACCAAAAGUGGAAAUUGAAGGCCCAGAAUUUGAAGGACCUGAUGGUGGUUUUAAGAUGCCAAAGAUCAAAAUGCCAUCAUUCGGAAUGAAGGGUCCAAAAUUGGAGGGUCCAGAUGUUGAUGUGAAAAUCCCUAAAGCCGAUAUUGACAUUAAGGCACCAGAUGUGGACAUCAAAGCUCCAGAGGUUGACAUUGAAGGACCUGAGGGAAAAAUCAAGGGCCCCAAAUUCAAGAUGCCAUCGAUCUCUGGCCCAAAUAUUUCUAUGCCAGACAUUGACUUCAACUUGAAAGGUCCAAAACUGAAAGGUGAUGUUGACAUGACGGCUCCAAAAGUGAAAGGAGAUAUUAAAGCACCAAAAGUGGAAAUUGAAGGCCCAGAAAUUGAAGGACCUGAGGGUGGUUUUAAGAUGCCAAAGAUCAAAAUGCCAUCUUUCGGAAUGAAGGGUCCAAAACUGGAGGGUCCAGAUGUUGAUGUGAAAAUCCCUAAAACUGAUAUUGACAUUAAGGCACCAGAUGUGGACAUCAAAGCUCCAGAGGUUGACAUUGAAGGACCUGAGGGAAAAAUCAAGGGCCCCAAAUUCAAGAUGCCAUCGAUCUCUGGCCCAAAUAUUUCUAUGCCAGACAUUGACUUUAAUUUGAAAGGUCCAAAACUGAAAGGUGAUCUUGACAUGUCCGUUCCAAAAGUGUCAGGAGAUAUUAAAGCACCAAAAGUGGAAAUUGAAGGCCCAGAAAUUGAAGGACCUGAGGGUGGUUUUAAGAUGCCAAAGAUCAAAAUGCCAUCAUUCGGAAUGAAAGGUACAAAACUGGAGGGUCCAGAUGUUGAUGUGAAAAUCCCUAAAGCCGAUAUUGACAUUAAGGCACCAGAUAUGGACAUCAAAGCUCCAGGGCUUGACAUUGAAGGACCUGAGGGAAAAAUCAAGGGCCCCAAAUUCAAGAUGCCAUCAAUCUCUGGUCCAAAUAUUUCUAUGCCAGAUGUUGAUUUCAAUCUGAAAGGACCAAAACUGAAAGGUGAUGUUGAUGUGUCUGUUCCAAAACUGGAAGGAGAAAUUAAAGCCCCAGAUGUGAAUAUUAAGGGUCCAGAACUUGAUAUCGAAUUACCAGAAGGAAAGAUCAAGGGCCCCAAAGUCAAGAUGCCAUCAAUAUCUGGUCCUGAAGGUCCAAAUGUUGAGGUUAAUUUUCCAGAAACAAAUGUCAAGAAGUCUAAAUUCAAAAUGCCCAAGUUUGGAUUUAAAGGGCCGAAGAUUGAAGCACCUGAUGUUGAUGUCAAAUUUCCGAAAGGAUCUAAAGUGAAAGGUCAAGCGGGUGUCAGUUUGGAAGGUGAUGUAAAUAUGCCAAAAGUGGAAGUUGAUUCUUCAAGUAUAGAAGUUAAAAGUCCAGAGGGAGGAUUCAAGAUGCCAAGAUUUAAAAUGCCAAAGUUCGGUUUUAAGUCACCCAAAGGAGAAAUUGAUGUCAGUGUACCUAGUGGUGACAUUGGUUUAAAAUCAUCUGAAAUUGACAUCAAGACUCCUGAUCUUGAUGUUGAGGGACAAAUCAAGGGCACCAAAUUCAAAAUGCCAUCGAUCUCUGGCCCAAAUAUUUCUAUGCCAGAUGUAGACUUCAACUUGAAAAGUCCAAAAGUCAAGGGUGAUAUUGAUGUUUCUGGACCCAAUAUUGCAGGUGACAUAAAGGCUCCAAAAGUGGACUUUGAAGGACCUGAUGUUCAGAUAGAGGGCCCAGAAGGUGGCAUCAAAAUGCCUAAAAUCAAAAUGCCAACAUUUGGGCUCAAAGGUCCUAAAGUGGAGGGCCCAGAUGUUGACAUCAAUUUCCCCAAAGCAGAUGUUGAUAUUAAAGGACCUGAAAUUGACAUCAAAACUCCAGAUCUUGACAUUGAAGGACCUGAGGGCAAAAUAAAAGGUCCCAAGUAUAAAAUGCCUUCCGUAUCCGGUCCAAAAAUCUCUAUGCCAGAUGUAGAUUUCAACUUGAAAAGUCCAAAAGUCAAGGGUGAUAUGGAUCUUUCUGUACCAAAGAUUUCAGGGGAUGUAAAGGCACCAAAAAUAGACAUUGAAUGUCCUGAUGUUGAUUUUGAGGGCCCAGAAGGUGGCUUCAAGAUGCCUAAAAUGAAAAUGCCAUCAUUUGGACUCAAAGGUCCUAAAGUGGAGGGCCCAGAUGUUGACAUCAAUCUCCCCAAAGCAGAUGUUAACAUUAAAGGACCUGAAAUUGACAUUAAAGCUCCUGAUCUUGACAUCGAGGGACCGGAGGGCAAAAUCAAAGGUCCCAAGUUUAAAAUGCCUUCCAUAUCAGUUCCAAAAAUGUCUAUGCCAGAGGUCAACUUAAAAGGCCCCCAAAUAAAAGGUGAUAUGGAUGUUUCAGUACCUAAGAUUUCAGGAGACAUAAAGGCACCAAAAGUGGACAUUGAAUGUCCUGAUGUAGAUAUUGAGGGCCCAGAAGGUGGCUUCAAGAUGCCUAAAAUGAAAAUGCCAUCAUUUGGACUCAAAGGUCCUAAAGUGGAGGGCCCAGAUGUUGACAUCAAUCUCCCCAAAGCAGAUGUUAACAUUAAAGGACCUGAAAUUGACAUUAAAGCUCCUGAUCUUGACAUCGAGGGACCGGAGGGCAAAAUCAAAGGUCCCAAGUUUAAAAUGCCUUCCAUAUCAGUUCCAAAAAUGUCUAUGCCAGAGGUCAACUUAAAAGGUCCCCAAAUAAAAGGUGAUAUGGAUGUUUCAGUACCUAAGAUUUCAGGGGACAUAAAGGCACCAAAAGUGGACAUUGAAUGUCCUGAUGUAGAUAUUGAGGGCCCAGACGGUGGCUUCAAGAUGCCUAAAAUGAAAAUGCCAUCAUUUGGACUCAAAGGUCCUAAAGUGGAGGGCCCAGAUGUUGACAUCAAUCUCCCCAAAGCAGAUGUUAACAUUAAAGGACCUGAAAUUGACAUUAAAGCUCCUGAUCUUGACAUCGAGGGACCGGAGGGCAAAAUCAAAGGUCCCAAGUUUAAAAUGCCUUCCAUAUCAGUUCCAAAAAUGUCUAUGCCAGAGGUCAACUUAAAAGGCCCCCAAAUAAAAGGUGAUAUGGAUGUUUCAGUACCUAAGAUUUCAGGGGACAUAAAGGCACCAAAAGUGGACCUUGAAGGUCCUGAUGUUGAUAUUGAGGGCCCAGAAGGUGGCUUUAAGAUGCCUAAAAUGAAAAUGCCAUCAUUUGGACUCAAAGGUUCUAAAGUGGAGGGCCCAGAUGUUGACAUCAAUCUCCCCAAAGCAGAUGUUGACAUUAAAGGACCUGAAUUUGACAUUAAAGCUCCUGAUCUUGACAUCGGGGGACCGGAGGGAAAAAUCAAAGGUCCCAAGUUUAAAAUGCCUUCCAUGUCCGUUCCAAAAAUGUCUAUGCCAGAGGUCAACUUAAAAGGCCCCAAAAUAAAAGGUGAUAUGGAUGUUUCAGUACCUAAGAUUUCAGGCGACAUAAAGGCACCAAAAGUGGACAUUGAAGGUCCUGAUGUUGAUAUUGAGGGCCCAGAAGGUGGCUUCAAGAUGCCUAAAAUCAAAAUGCCAUCAUUUGGAUUCAAAGGUCCUACUGUGGAGGGCACAGAUGUUGACAUCAAUCUCCCCAAAGCAGAUGUUGACAUUAAAGGACCUGAAAUUGACAUUAAAGCUCCCGAUAUUGACAUUGAGGGACCUGAGGGCAAAAUCAAAGGUCCUAAGUUUAAAAUGCCUACCAUAUCGGGUGCAAAAAUGUCUAUGCCAGAUGUCAACUUAAAAGGCCCCAAAGUCAAGGGUGAUGUGGAUGUUUCAGGUGACAUAAAGAGACCAAAAGUGGACUUUGAAGGUCCUGAUGUUGAAAUUGAGGGCCCAGAAGGUGGCAUCAAGAUGCCUAAAAUCAAAAUGCCAUCAUUUGGUCUCAAAGGUCCUAAAGUGGAGGGCCCAGAUGUUGACAUCAAUCUCCCCAAAGCAGAUGUUGACAUUAAAGGACCUGAAAUUGAUAUUAAAGCUCCUGAUCUUGACAUUGAAGGACCUGAGGGUGGUUCAAAACAUGUUAAGUUCCCAAAAUUCAAAGGUCCCAACUUUGGAAUGAAGCCUUCAGAUGGCAAUCUUUCAAUACCUGAAAAAGAUAUAGGGGCAAGUAUUGAUGUCAAAAGCCCUGAUGUCAACAUCAGUGGACCAGAUGCAAAUAUGAAGGUGCCAAAAAUGAAGAAAUCUAAAUUCUCGCUUGGAGUUAAGAGCCCAAAAUUAGAUGCAGAUAUUCCUGAUGCUGGUGGUAGUGUAGAAGGACCUGAUAUGAACAUAAAUGUGAAAGGAAAGAAAGGUAAAUUCAAAUUGGCCAAAGGGAAGGGGAAGAUUGAAACCAUCAAGGUGGAGGCAAAUGAACCUGACUUACAGAUGAAGUCAACCAAAGUAAAGAAACCUCUUUUUGGAAGGUUACAUUUUCCUGAUGUGGAAUUUGACAUCAAAUCUUCAAAGGCUAAAGGUAGUUCAUCUGCCUCUGGAACUAUAAAAUCAUCUGCUGAUUUGCCUUCUGCCAGCCUUAAAACUGAUAUUCAGACACCAGAUGCUAGUUUGGACAGUCCUGAUUUCAAAACAAAAGGAGGAAAAAUCAAAAUGCCCAAAGUUGGCAUCUCUGGCUCUGAAAUAAAAACUCCUGAACUGGUUGUUAGAGAUGCAGCUUUAGAGGUUCCAGAAAAGACCUUUCAAUCCCCAGAUUUCAGUGUAGCAGGAUCAGACAUUAAUGGAAAAGGCAAGGCUAAAUUUGACAUAGGAGGAAAAAUACAGGAUGUUGAGUUGAGAGGGCCUACUGUAAAUGUCCAUGGUGGUGCAUUAGAUGCUGAUUUAAGUCUCACAGAGCAAAAAGGAGUAAAAGGGAGCAUUGAAAUACCAGGCUUUAAUGUAAGAGGACAAAAGGGAGAGACUGCAAGUGGGUUAGACAUGAAGCCAGAUGCAUCAUUAUCUGGUGUGAUGGAGUACCAAGAAGGUAAUGUAACCUUUCCUAAAAUCAAAGUACCAAAGUUUGGUGUUGCAUUGCCUAAAGUAGAUGGAGGUGAGAUGAGAGUUGAUGUAGGUUCAAGUGAAUUGGCUACAGGUUCUCAAGUUUCUUCCCAAAGUCUGGAAAUGGAGAACACUGAUAUGAAAAGCAGUGGUGGAAAAGUGAAAGUCAAAAUGCCAAAAUUAUUUGUCAAAUCUAAAUCCAAAGUUGGCAGUGCAGCUGAUCUUACUGUUGAGGGAGAAGGUGUUGAUGUUACAAGUAAAGGUGGUGCAAAGGUGUCUAAAGAGUUGAGCCUUAGUUCUGGGGAAUUGACAAGUGGCAAGUUAGCAGUAGAGGGAAGCUCUGGGUUUAAAGUUUCACCAAAGAGUAAAUCUGCCUCCCUUGACCUCUUCAAAAAAACACAUCACUCAUCUUCUGUAAGUGACGAGGGAGGUUUAGCUUCCCCUGUUUCUGCUGAAGGCCACUUACAGGCAGAGGGUGGCAACAUUUCAGGUGAUGUUGGAGAAAAGGCCAAAGGAAAAAAAGGAAAGUUGAAGUUUGCUACAAUUGGAGGUUUUAGCUCAAAAAGUAAAGGUUCAUAUGAAGUGACAGAUGAAAGUGAGGUUAUGAUUGAGGGUGCUGGUGUAGUUGCUCAGACUUCAAAGAAGUCCAGAAUGUCAUCAUCAUCCAGCAGUGAUAGUGGUACAAAAGGCAGUUUUCGAUUUCCACAACUCGAAUUAGCUAUGUCACCAAAGAAAUAG